This is a messenger RNA of Vavraia culicis subsp. floridensis, 1854 nucleotides long. RefSeq lists its product as uncharacterized. Bases 1 to 1854 code for a protein of 617 amino acids. The record is from RefSeq and is a predicted model, not a curated record. Lineage: Eukaryota; Fungi; Microsporidia; Pleistophoridae. The transcript has a single exon.
AUGCAUUUCAGGUAUAAAAUGACAAAAAAUACAAAUUGCAUGAAAAAUCUUGAGCAGUGCUUUAAACUGCCGAUGAGCAACGUAAACAUAGUUAACAAAGUGCUGAACUAUGUGAACAAAAAUACGAUGAACAAACAGAAUGUGUACCGGUACAUCGUUGACGAACGAAUAGAUUUGGACCAUUGUAUGAGUGAAUUCGUCGAUUCAGAAAUUCAGAUAAAAUUUGUGAUCUUGCUGCGCAGGGUACUGCCCAACAACGAGUUCCUAAGUAUAUUUGAAAAUCACGGCAUGGAGGUGUCAGGGCUAGUGUGCAGGAACAUAAGAUGGUACUGCUGUGAGUUACUAACACGCUACAACAGGACCACAAAAAUAUUUGGAUACAGUUUGGACGGGUACAACAUUAUUGCAGGCACUGAUCAAAGACAAAACACACCCACCAACACUUCGUACGUGUUUUUCAACCGGUCGGAUAUCAAGCUGUACGACAAUAAGAAAAUAAUAUCACUGGCGUACAAAACUGUGCUUGGGUACUCUCUUGACACGACCAAAUUAGUUUUAUACAGAGAAAAUAUCAGAAUAGAACUUUUCACCUCUGACAUUUGUAGUGAAGCGGUAGAUAAAAGGUUCCUGGAACUGGGCAUUGCAAAGACAAGUAGUCGUAGCGAUAAGGCGUGCAGCAACACGGAAAUGACAAAUGCCAUGAAAGUAUCGGUACCUAUAAAAAAUAUCUGCAUGAAAAGCGAUGAAAAUAUCAGCGGAGACAGCACAAGCUGCAGUUUUGUGCAAAAAAAGAUUCAAAUGGAAGACGGCUUGGAGUUCACUAUCACGUCAAAAAUGAAAAGAUCCAUGCGCUUCGAUUUCCGAAAGGCUUUUGACGACUCAGCCAGUAAUGAUUGUACAGAGAACAAUGAACGAACAAAUAUGUGGCCUAAGAACCAAGGAGUACGUGAUGUAAGUGGUUUGGAUGAGAGGAAUGAAGAAACUGGUACUAGAUUGAUAAGCAAACACGUGAUGAAGGAUCAUGAAAAAGUGAGCAAAGAAAUUGUAAGUUUUGGAAGAUCGUGUACAUCGAAUACCACUGGGCAUGCGGUGGAGAAGAAGAAAUUACGUGAUAAAUGUCUCACAAGCAAGCGGAAGAAUACUGUAGAAAUGCCUAAAGAAACAUCAAUACGCAAAAUUUAUGAACAAGUGAGCAAUCCGUUUCUUAAUUUCUCUUCCUCUACCGGUGGGUCAAAUAAUGACAUAAUUCACAAUGGCUGCGAUCAGACUUUUAGGUACGAAAAGAUGAACAAAACGUUAGGUAACGGAUCAUCAAUCGAACAUAGUACGGUAAACGAACACAAAAGGAAAAGUUUAAGUUCUAAUAUUGACGAAAUACUCGGUUCUAACACAGAGGAAGAGCAUAUGCGGCCGUUCCGUAAGACAGAGCAAACUGAAGUAAAUCCGCACAGCUAUUUCUGUUCCUCUAAUACCGGAAAUAUUGAAGUUAUUCCCAAUAAGAGCCAUGUAAAAAACAAUAAAAGCUCAUUCAAAUCAGCCGGACGGAGAAGGAGUAAAAAGAAGAAAAAGGCGCUUGCAGAAAACAUAUCAUGCAUAGAAAAACACGUUCUAUAUCAUAAAAGUAAUCUGCGUACUACCAAAACUUCGAAUGUUAACACAACAAAUUACUGUAAGGGACUGAUUGGAGAUAUAGCAGCAUCGAAAGAGGGCAAAAAGUACAAAAGUAUAAUCGAGGAGCACAUGAUAAGCUAUAAAAAAUUGAUCUCUUGCACAAUGAGCGUGGUAGAAAGAGAUCUUAAAAUGUUAUCUAAAGGGAUUAAGCACCUCGUAAAUUAUCGAAUAAAGUACCGUUAG